Colletotrichum gloeosporioides is the source of this 951-nucleotide messenger RNA. RefSeq names its product Alpha-ketoglutarate-dependent sulfate ester dioxygenase. Lineage: Eukaryota; Fungi; Ascomycota; Sordariomycetes; Glomerellales; Glomerellaceae. Gene Ontology annotation, molecular function: oxidoreductase activity. Bases 1 to 951 code for a protein of 316 amino acids. The record is from RefSeq and is a predicted model, not a curated record. The transcript is spliced from 5 exons.
AUGACGCCGGCAGGCGGUGAAAAGCCUGGGGUAAAUCAGGGGUCCCCUGAACAUCGCCAAGUCAUCAUGUCUCUCACGAUUGAGCCUCUUCAUCCUACAUUCGCGGCGAAGGUGUUGGGUGUAGACUUCUCAAAGCCGAUUCCAGUCGAAACAUUGGAGGCGAUAAAGGCCACAAUUGCAAAGUAUGGCGUCUUGGUAUUUCCAGCAACAGGAUUGGACGACGAAAGGCACGUCGCGUUCGCUGAACACUUUGGCGAGCUUGAGCGGCGAAAGGAUACUGGAGCUCAGUCCCGGCUGAAGAUGCCUGAGUUGACUGACCAAGGCAACAUUGACGCGAGUGGCAACAUCAUUGGCUUAGCAGAUCCCAGAGCGCAAAUUAGCAAGGGAAAUACAUUGUUCCACGUCGACAGCAGCUUCAAUGCUCAUCGAGCAAGCUAUUCUAUUCUCUUAGCGCAUGACAUUCCUCCUCAAGGAGCUGGUGGCAACACCGACUAUGCCGAUACACGAACUGCCUGGGACGACCUUCCGGAACCUUGGAAGGAAGAGCUUCUCAGCAAGAAUUACAUUGCGAAUCACUCCUUCUGGCACUCACGCAAGACAGCAUGCCCUGAGUUCUUCGCUAAGCUCACGCCGGGAAACCACCCUAUGAGCAAGCAUAAGAUCGCCCAGCUGCACGAACCCAGCGGACGAAUGAAUCUCUUCGUUCCGUCGCACUGUCACCACAUUGAUGGUCUAUGCGAGGAUGAGGGAAAAGAAAAAUUGGAUUUCUUGUACAAGCAUGUCACGCAGGAUAAGGGCACGCCAGUUAUUGGCAACCAUAAACGGGACAUGCGAAGGGCGACUGUAUUAGACAGCGGCGCCGAGGCUUGGGGGCUGAAUGAGAAAGUGGAAAGGGAUUUCGCAUUUGCUCCUGAGGUAAUGGCGGAUGUUUUUCGCUCUCUGUCAGGCUAA